GCGAUCGACAUCUACUUCUUGCCUUUCACGCCCCCGCUGAAAGUUGACACGCCGCUGGACUCCCAGCUGGAAGGCUUCUUCGGUCCGUUCCUGUCUCCGAUCAUAGUAUUUUUGAUCACCUUCCUCAUCCAGCAGCAGAUCAACGGCUUCCGGCGGGAGCAAGAAAUGAAAGCGGCAAGCGCUGCGGCCAAUGCUGUAGGCGGGGCCGUGUCCUCCGCGGCCGCGGGCGCGGCGAGGAGCUUCGGCGAGCGGCUUGCGUCCGUGACCGGUGACCAGUGGGCGAAGCUGGCCCUCUGCCUGCUCAUCGACGCCCUGGGCGACGCCACUUACCUCCUGCCUGGGCUUGGCGAGGCGGGAGACGCUUUGUACGCCCCAUUCGAGUUCCUGGUAUUGCGUAGCUUAUUUGGUGGGUCGAACACUCUGGCUUUAUUUGGCUUCGUCGAGGAGGCACUCCCGUUCAGUGAUGCCAUCCCUACAGCGACAGCGGCAUGGUUUCUACAAGCACUAUUCCCCGAGAAUCCAGUCGCCAAGUUCUUCGGGAUUGGCCUAAAGACCCACCUGCGACGACUCCUCCGCAGACCGGUGACAACGGCAAGAGGCCCAAGAAGUGACAGAGCAACCUCGCUGGCUUCUCACGACCUCGGUCCCAUCCCUUUGUGUCAGUCCUUCUCUUCGCUCACUUGCACUCCUUGUCUCUACGCCUUCUUUGCACCAGUCUCACAGUGUAUACCCGUUUGGAUCUCUGAUUAUAUUGCUGCCGUGGGCCUGCGUCGUUGA
This is a messenger RNA of Prorocentrum cordatum, 777 nucleotides long. NCBI's taxonomy places the organism in Eukaryota, Dinophyceae, Prorocentrales, Prorocentraceae. The record is from the annotation of a GenBank genome assembly.